Molecule: messenger RNA, 1402 nt
Organism: Nerophis ophidion (straightnose pipefish)
Lineage: Eukaryota; Metazoa; Chordata; Actinopteri; Syngnathiformes; Syngnathidae
Product: GPI-linked NAD(P)(+)--arginine ADP-ribosyltransferase 1-like
Exons: 7
Coding region: 604-1392 (262 amino acids)
Molecular function (GO): NAD+-protein-arginine ADP-ribosyltransferase activity; NAD+ poly-ADP-ribosyltransferase activity
Source: RefSeq, a predicted model, not a curated record
GGUUGUUGUUGGUAAAUGGCAGAGCACGUCGAGAGAGCGAAAUUUGACGGACAAGAUCCAAAAGACGUGUGCUGAAAAGCAACAGGAAAAACCAUUCGUGUGCUCAGCUGUCAUGUCCGUGCACUCAACACAUUGGUCAAUUGAAGCGCAAAACCGGAUCUUCUUGUUUCACCCCACCCUGCACAACAAUGAUGACGUGGUCCGCUUCAUUUAGCCACAGUUUUAAACUAUUGUUGCGAAUUAGUCGACAAUAGCUAUAAGACUUUAGUGAGCUGCUGUUCAGGUAAAUCCUGUUAGCGGGGAAGUCCUUGUUGUCAAAGAGUGCACAACCAUGAUCUGCACAUGCUUACCAGGACAUUUCACGGAGAAAAGGUCAAAUUGACUGGACAACGUUGGUGUACAAAAAGUGUAAGUGACUUGGACUAAACACUACGAUGAUUUACACCCUGAAAAGGUCAUGAAGAUAUCCAGAUCACGGACAACCUGGGCGGGCUUUCUGUUUAUGCUGGCGGCGAUGUUCGCCUUGUAUCGCGACCCAUUUGUAAUCCUCUGGUGGCCUCCAGAACCUGCCCAGCCAUUCAAACACUGUUGGCGGGAGCUGCCAUGCAAGGCCCUAACUACGACCCAUCAGGAGCAAGGGUGAAGUGUCUUGCUCAAGGACACAACGGACGUAACUUGAGUCCUGAUCAUGCACCUCUCAACAUGGAGACCCAGUCCAUUGAUGACAUGUACGAGGGUUGCCGCUCUAAAAUGGACGAAGUGAUUGACCUGAUUGGCGUCUUUGAGCGCCGCAACAACAAACCAUUUGGUUCUGCUUGGGCAUUUGCUGAAACGCGUGCAAGAACACCCGUGCACAAGGACAUGAAGCGGCAACACGCCAUCGCGUUGUACGUCUACACCAGUGCACCUGCGGUCCGACGUGAGUUCAACGCCGCAGUUAAGGAAGGGAAACGAAACUACGGCACGCAUGAAUUUCAGUUCCAUUACUUUUAUUUCUACUUGACGGAAGUUAUCCAGCUGCUGCGUCGGAAUCUCACGUCCUGCGGAACCAGCUACCACCGGACCUCGGAACGCUACGACCUCAAUGUGGCGAACACAAAGAUGCGUUUCGGCGCUUACGUUUGGGCAGCGUCAAACAAGCAGACGUUUGAGUCCAUCGGACAAGUUUCCUGCUUUGAGAUCCACAGUUGCCUUGGUGCUGAUGUGACGUUCUACUCUGCUAACAGCCAACCGGGACAGGUUCUGAUUCCCCCGUACGAGGUUUUUACCGUCACUGAGGUACUAAAAGAUGAACAAUGGUGUAAUGUCGUCUAUAAAAUACAAAGCAGCCAAACUUUCAGAGCAGAUCUGAAUUGUGAACUGAAUAUACAGCAAAUAAAAACAUUUUUAUAGUCUUUACAAA